This is a messenger RNA of Blastomyces dermatitidis ER-3, 1656 nucleotides long. RefSeq names its product beclin 1. Gene Ontology annotation, biological process: cellular response to nitrogen starvation; late endosome to vacuole transport; autophagy. Lineage: Eukaryota; Fungi; Ascomycota; Eurotiomycetes; Onygenales; Ajellomycetaceae. The coding region runs from base 1 to 1656 and encodes 551 amino acids. Gene Ontology annotation, cellular component: phagophore assembly site; phosphatidylinositol 3-kinase complex, class III, type I; phosphatidylinositol 3-kinase complex, class III, type II. The record is from RefSeq and is a predicted model, not a curated record. The transcript is spliced from 2 exons.
AUGUACUGCCAGAAUUGCCGUACUGCUCUCAAGGUCGAUGGUUCUCUUGAGGACCUGAACCCAGCUGCCUUCGACCUACUCAUAGGCUCGACCGGGAAGUCAUUACCUGACCCAUCCACCAAAUCUACGUCACGCCCUAAGUACCCUCAAGAUCGGCAACAACUCUACUCUCAAGUGUCGCGACGAGCUACGUCCCCUGUUUAUAAGAGAACCUUACCCGCACCACAAUAUGGCACAGGAGGCUCAGUUGGGGCGCCCCGGGCAGUGGUGAAAGAUGGUGGCAUGUCUUUUGUCAUGCUAAGCGAGUCUCAAUUGGUCCCUCCCCAUGCUGUUCCAGCCAUAAACGGUGACGGUCAACGGCCAGCAAAAGGAAGUCUACAGAGCUUGUCUGAGGCCCAGGCGACAGAACAUGGGUCUCAGACCUAUUCGCACCAAAUCGAGAAGACCACCCGUCUUUUCGAGAUAAUUUCUGCGCGUUCUGAUAUCGAUCACCCCAUCUGCACCGAAUGCACUGAUAUGCUCAUCGAAGGGCUUCAGAAGAGAUUGCAGACUGCAACAAAAGAGCGAGACGCAUAUAUCUCAUUUUUAAAGAAUUUGAAUAAUUCCAUUCCAUCGCUAGAUGAAGUGGAGGCGGCGGAAGAUGAUCUUAAGGCAACCCUACAAGCCGAGGAAGAAGCGUUUCAGGAGCUUCUUACCCUGGAAGCGGAAAAAGCUGCUGUUGACUUGGAGAUUGCAGGACUGGAGGAGGAGUCCCGUCAACUUGACCUAGAAGAGGAACAGUUCUGGAGUGAUCGCAAUGCCUUUGCAUUAACACUAUCUGAGUUCCAGAAUGAACGCGAUGCUUUGAACAUGAAGUACGAUCAUGAUUCUCGGCAACUUGAACGCCUUCAGCGGACGAAUGUCUAUAACGACACUUUCUGCAUCGGACAUGAUGGAUAUUUUGGCACCAUCAAUGGACUGCGCCUUGGUCGUCUCGCGAAUCCGUCCGUCGAGUGGUCCGAAAUAAAUGCUGCCUGGGGUCAAACGCUUCUCCUGCUUGCUACUGUCGCCGACAAACUAGGCUUUCAAUUUCAAGGGUACAAAUUAAAACCUUUGGGGUCUACAUCAAAGAUCGAAAAGAUAGAAUACCCCCAGCAGUCUCCAAAUGCUACCCCAUCUCGCCGAGACUCUUCAACCAAUCGUCCCGAAGCAACCAUCAGUCCAAAGAUAACAUCAUUGGAUCUAUAUUCUUCUGGCGAUCUUCCUUUGCACCUCCCGUGGCUCCACCGUCGCUUUGAUGCCGGUAUGGUUGCUUUCCUCGAGUGUUUGCGCCAACUAGGCGAGCAUGUGGAGAACACACCGGUAUCGUUGCCUUCCCGUUCACCACCCCCUCAUCGACACUCCCGAUAUCAACCCCCGGGAGAACCUUCGCCGGCGACUCGUGCUCUCCAGGCACAGAUUUCGGGUCUCAAACUACCAUACGAGAUCAAGCGGGAUAAAAUUGGAGAUGCGAGCAUCAAGCUUGGCUUCAACCAAAACGAUGAAACAUGGACGCGCGCUUGCAAGUAUACACUCACCUGCUGUAAGUUUUUGCUGGCGCACGCGAGCAAUGUCACAAGUGCCGGGUCUGGAAGUUCGCAUGUACCACCAACAGCAGCGAUUGUGCCGAGCCGUUGA